Molecule: messenger RNA, 1956 nt
Organism: Brettanomyces bruxellensis
Lineage: Eukaryota; Fungi; Ascomycota; Pichiomycetes; Pichiales; Pichiaceae
Exons: 1
Coding region: 1-1956 (651 amino acids)
Cellular component (GO): cytoplasm; nucleus
Molecular function (GO): protein serine/threonine phosphatase activity
Source: RefSeq, a predicted model, not a curated record
AUGGGAAAUCAAACCUCCAAGCAAAAGAGUUUGUCUUCUUUUUCAAGGUCAGAGACCGGUACUUCGGUCCAGUCAGGGCAUUCUGUGAGGAGCAAACGCUCGUUUAAGAGUAUCAUCAGUCAAACAUCAUCACGAAAAUCGGCUGAUCUCAGUCGUAAAGGCUCAUCGCUUUCUCUUCCUUUGGCAACAGACGAUGCACCAGAUGCUGAUACCAAUAACCUUGAUGGGACAAGGGUGGAUGAUAUGAACUCGAAUUACGAUGACGGUGGGCGACCUGCAAUUUUAACAGAUGUGGAUAAUUCUACUAAACUAAAUGGCAAUCUCCCUCCUUCGAUGAUACAGGUACCACCAAAGUCACCUAUUCUUAAGACAACCGCUUCUCCUGUUCAUCAUCAUCAUCAUCAUCACCAUCAUCACCAUCGUUCCCAUUCAAAAUCUUUGCAACGGCCUCGAAAGCAUCGUACCAGCAACUCGACAAGCGUUGAAAACGAUGACUCAGAACAAAUCAGCAAGAAUGGUGAUGGCACUACCUCUUCCAAAAUUGAUCGUCCUGGGAUGCCUUCUUUUUCUUCCUCGGCUUCGAUUACUACAAAUGGUGAAUCGGUCUAUUCCUAUUCAUCAACGUCUACUAAUAAGCACAAAGAUGACGGAGCAAUUUCUAUAUCAAGAAGGAGUUCUGCAAGUACGGCACAUUCUUCGAGGAAAUCACACUCAUACGAUCGCUUCAAAGACGGCCAAUGGGUUCCUAAAUCGCAGGAUCCUACAUCCGAUGUGUCCGACUCUAUACAACAAGAACAAUUAACAAGCUCUCCUCUGACAAUUAACUCCUCAUCACAAAGCAAUCAGGAGAUACCAGAUAUUGUAUUAUCUCAAGAUGGUAGCAAGAACGAAAAUAUGAAUGGUGCGGAUUUACGAAAAGCUGAUAGCACUGGUACAGGAUCUCAAAACGUACAUCGAAAGCGUAAGAAAAAACCUCUGAAUAUCGAAAACUUAAUUCAGAGGUUGUUGGAUGCAGGUUACUCUGGAAAGCGAACGAAGUCUGUUUGUGUUAAGAAUAGUGAAAUAGCUAUGAUAUGUUCAGCUGCAAGGGAAAUUUUUUUGAGCCAGCCUACCCUGUUGGAACUAAAUGCACCCGUCAAAAUUGUAGGUGAUAUACACGGUCAAUAUAGCGAUUUGAUCCGGAUAUUCACCAAAUGUGGUUUUCCUCCUUCGGCAAAUUAUCUAUUUUUAGGGGAUUAUGUAGACAGGGGAAAGCAAUCUCUUGAGACAAUUCUACUUCUAUUUUGCUACAAAAUUAAAUACCCGGAGAACUUUUUCUUGCUUCGUGGAAAUCACGAGUGUGCACAAAUUACAAGGGCUUACGGAUUCUAUGACGAAUGCAAGAGGAGAACCAACAUCAGAACAUGGAAGCUUUUUAUUGAUACAUUUAACACACUACCGGUUUGUGCUUUAGUUGCUUCAAAAAUAUUUUGUGUCCAUGGUGGACUUUCUCCGGUUUUAAACUCGAUCGAUGAAAUCAGAAAUAUCAAGAGGCCGACGGACGUCCCUGACUUUGGGCUUCUUAAUGAUCUUCUUUGGUCAGAUCCGGCUGAUCAACCAAAUGAAUGGGAAGAUAACGAACGUGGUGUCUCUUAUUGCUUUAACAAGGUCGCAAUUAAUAAAUUCUUAAACCGUUUUCAAUUUGACCUUGUAUGCAGGGCACACAUGGUUGUUGAAGAUGGCUACGAAUUUUUCAAUGACAGGUCUCUUGUUACUGUUUUCUCUGCGCCUAAUUAUUGUGGAGAAUUUGAUAACUGGGGUGCAGUCAUGAGCGUCAGCGAGGAACUUCUUUGCUCAUUUGAGUUAUUAGAUCCAUUGGACAGUGUUGCAUUGAAAAGAUUGAUGAAACAAGGAAGAAUCGAGAGAAGAAAAGCAUCGUUGGCACGCACAAAUUCGGAAAGCACGCAGUCAUAUUGA